AUGAAGUUUCUUGCGACCGUGACGGCAUGGGCUGCUACGGCUACAUGUGCAGCCACUCCGUUUGCUCGUAGUGAUGCUGCUGGUUCAUGUUCUGAGGACCUUGGUCAGCUUGGCAAGAAGCUGUCAAAGGCGGCCAAGAUUUACUGUCCUGGCUCACCUGAGUUUGAGAAGGCUACUACUCGUUGGUCUGUUUUGGCCGCGCCCAAGGUCAACAUUGUCGUUGUUCCCGGUACCGAGCAAGAUGUUGCCAAGACGGUCAAGUACGCCAACUCAAAGGACUUGCCUUUCCUCGCCUACAACACAGCUCAUGGAGCCAUCACCACUCUUGGCCGAAUGGACCAUGGCAUAGAGAUUUACCUCAACCAAUUGAACACUGUCGAAGUCGCUGCAGACGGCAAGACCGUUACAAUUGGCGGCGGAACCAUGUCCAAGAAGGUCACAGACACUCUUUGGGCCGCCGACAAGCAAACCGUGACCGGAACAUGUGAGUGCGUUAGCUAUAUGGGUCCUGGUCUCGGAGGCGGACACGGUUGGCUCCAAGGCCAUCACGGUAUCAUUGCAGAUCAGUGGGUCUCGAUGAACAUCGUCCUUGCCGACGGCUCCUUCAAGACCAUCGAUAAGAGCUCUGAUCUUUGGUGGGGUCUCAAGGGUGCUGGACAUAACUUUGGUAUUGUGACUUCUAUCACUUCAAAGGUCUAUGAAAUUCAGCAUCGCGAUUGGGCUAUUGAAACUCUUGUCUUUAGUGGCAAGGACGUUGAGAAGCUUUACCAUGCUGCGAAUGAGCACCUGUUGCGCAAGCAGCCUGAGGGUGUUAUCAACUGGAGUUACUGGGUCCAUGAUCCUACUGCUGACCCUGAAAACCCUAUCAUUCUUUUCUGGCUGAUUCAAGAGGGUGUCAAGACCAUUGACCCCAAGAUCUCCAAGCCUUUCCACGACCUCAAGCCCAUCGCCAUCACUCCCGAGUCCGGAGACUACCGUGACCUGGCCCGAUGGACUCAAAUCGACAUUGAUGCCGUCCCAUGCCAGAAGAACGGCCUCGUCAACCCUCGCUUCCCUCUUUACCUCCAAGAGUACAACGUCACAGCCAUGAAGAACGCAUGGAAGCUCUUCGCUGCCGAGACAGGUCCCAAGUCUCCCUUCAACACUUCCAUCUUUAUGUUCGAAGGAUACUCCACCCAAGCCGUCCGCGGCACCAACGCCAAGGACUCUGCUUUCGCCUUCCGUCACGAGAACAUCCUUACUGCACCUUUGAUUACCUACAAGCCUGGUGAUGCUGCGCUUGAUAAGAAGGCAGCUAAGAUUGGUAACGACUUGCGCCACAUCCUCCACCGAGCUUCUGGCCAGUGGAACAUGAGUGUCUACGUCAACUAUGCUUACGGCAAUGAGAAGCCUAGCGAUUGGUAUGGCAGUGAGAUUUGGAGACAGAAGCGUCUGCAAGCACUGAAGAGCAAGUAUGAUCCUGAGGGCAAGUUUAGCUUCUUCGGACCUGUUGCGUAA
Molecule: messenger RNA, 1497 nt
Organism: Fusarium coffeatum
Lineage: Eukaryota; Fungi; Ascomycota; Sordariomycetes; Hypocreales; Nectriaceae
Exons: 4
Coding region: 1-1497 (498 amino acids)
Molecular function (GO): FAD binding
Source: RefSeq, a predicted model, not a curated record